Molecule: messenger RNA, 2570 nt
Organism: Hevea brasiliensis (rubber tree)
Lineage: Eukaryota; Viridiplantae; Streptophyta; Magnoliopsida; Malpighiales; Euphorbiaceae
Product: probable sugar phosphate/phosphate translocator At1g06470
Biological process (GO): UDP-glucose transmembrane transport
Cellular component (GO): Golgi apparatus; endoplasmic reticulum-Golgi intermediate compartment; cis-Golgi network
Molecular function (GO): antiporter activity
Source: RefSeq, a predicted model, not a curated record
UUUUAUAUAUCUAUGGAAAAAAAAAAAAGAAGCGGUUUCUUUGAAUCUACGCUUUUUGACAACAAAAUUGGAAAGGACAGUCACGCCCCAACCAGAAUCUACUACCAGACGCUUUCCAUAUGUAUUUGUAUUUUUUAACAUCAGAUCUCAACCUCCAGUGCUCUUGGAUCUCUCUCUCUUGAAUUCCACGCCAUUCUUCAGGUCGUAUUUUCAAUCCAAUUUCUCUCUCAGUUCAUUGGUCAAAUACUUCGAUGGGUUUCGAGUUUUGGAUUUGGAAAUCCCUUUCACCGAAUGCUGUGGCUUAGCAUGACAUGCCAUUAUGAAAUGUCUGUGUUAACUAUUGAAAUUUGAGAGUGAUGAUUAGCCAUUAGGUAUGUGUGUGUUGGCUUGAUUUGGAGUAUGUCGAUGGCUUUUAGUUAGAUUACAAAGGGAGAUGGUAGAGAGUUGUUUUGAUAAUAAACGAGUAAAACGACAGGUUGAGUACACUGGAGUUAAUUACAAUUCUAGUGAAAUUCAAGGUUCACCUAUUCGCAGAGAUCCUUCAUUCUCACGCUGGUGCGAUGAAGAUGGAAAUGUUCAUUUUGAACGUCAAUUAGAAAAUUCUGAUGGAAGCGUUGAAGGCUUUGAUUUUGAGUUGCCUUUUCUUCCGUCCGACAAGUUAGGUGUGCACUUGAAUGAUAGUAAUACCAUGGAUCAGGAAAUCAAUAUACACACCAUGGAUCAUGAAGUCAAUAUACACACCAUGGAUCAUGAAAUCAACAUACACAACAGAGGGAAAGACAAAGAGAAUUAUGUGCCAUUUGAUAUUGAAAAUGGGUCUCCCAAGGAGAUACGACCAUCAAAUAGUAGUGAUGAUACUGCUGAUUCUUUUGGUAAUCAUGAAAAGUUGCCACUGAAGACUAAGAGCCCUGUGUCUGCUGCUGAUGUGUUGAAGACUCUGUUUUUUAUACUUGUUUGGUACACUUUCAGCACAUUUUUGACCUUGUAUAAUAAAACUCUCUUAGGGGAUGAUUUGGGAAAAUUCCCAGCCCCAUUACUGAUGAAUACCAUCCAUUUUGCAAUGCAAGCUGUUUUGUCAAAGUUUAUCACAUGGUUUUGGUCUCAUAGAUUUCAACUCAGUGUUGCUAUGACAUGGAGGGAUUAUUUUAUGAGAGUUGUACCAACAGCUCUUGGAACAGCAUUGGACGUUAACCUGAGCAAUGCAUCCCUUGUUUUCAUCUCUGUCACAUUUGCCACAAUGUGUAAAUCUGCAUCUCCUAUAUUUCUCCUUCUAUUUGCUUUUGCAUUCAGGUUGGAGUCUCCAAGCUUUAGACUUUUGGGUAUCAUCUUAAUAAUCUCUGUUGGAAUCUUAUUGACAGUGGCAAAGGAGACAGAAUUUGAGUUUUGGGGAUUUGUGCUUGUUAUGCUUGCUGCUGUUAUGUCUGGGUUUCGCUGGUCCAUGACUCAAAUUCUUCUGCAGAAAGAAGAAUAUGGUUUGAAAAAUCCACUUACAUUGAUGAGCUUUGUGACUCCAGUGAUGGCAAUUGUAACUGCUCUUUUUUCUCUUAUGUUUGAUCCAUGGUAUGAAUUUAGAAAGAACAGUUACUUUGAUAAUUCUUGGCACAUUGCGCGGAGCUGCUUCUUGAUGUUUUUUGGUGGAACACUGGCCUUUUUCAUGGUUUUAACGGAAUAUGUUCUUGUUUCAGUAACUAGUGCUGUCACAGUGACUAUUGCAGGUGUUGUCAAGGAGGCUGUCACCAUAUUGGUUGCAGUCUUUUACUUCCAUGACAAAUUUACAUGGUUGAAAGGUGUUGGCCUUUUAAUCAUAAUGGUGGGCGUGAGUUUAUUCAAUUGGUACAAAUAUGAAAAGCUACAAAAGCGUCAAAUGAGUGAAGAUGAUGUGGCUGGUUCGCCUAUGGCAAAUGUUGCUGCAAAAUAUGUUAUACUUGAGGAAAUGGAUGAUGAUGGUUAGAGCUUUUGCAUUGAGUGAGUCUCUUAUAGUUCCUUCAACAGAUAUUGUCACUAUGCAAUUUGCAAAUUCCGGCUUAUUACUUCUCAUCAGCUUUAUUACUUGAAAAGUUUUUAUGCCGUUCACAUUGUUUUGAUAUGUUGUUUUCUGCACUAGCGUAUUGCAAUUUGACAUUUUGAAACCUAAGAGAUGCUGGUGAAAUUUAGGUUGGUUGUUGGAGAAGCUCAAGAUGAGUACUGCUGGCAACUAAUGUCUAUUUGCAGUAUUUGCCGAUUUCCUCAUUGAUAUUUGCACUUUUCCUUGUACUUUAUAUUGUGGGUCAAGAAAUUUUGAGAUACUGUAAGGGUCAAGAAUUAUUCCUCGACUUUUUGCCUUGCCAUGAUUACAGGAGCAUAUUUUUUUUAUCCAAAGCUUCUCAAGCUUUGGGUUAUGUAGCGGGGAAUAUUUUGCCACUUUUGUUAAUGCCUAGUCGAUUCAAUUGUGGGUCCUCCCCUGUCUUCCUAUUUGUUGUUACAACCAAUCUGUAUGUGGAUUUGCUUUUCUCAGGAGGAACAGUUGUUACGCUUGUUAAUGUGUAUUGCUAAAUCAGUGAUAAUUGUCAGCCUAGGUUAUUUUCCUGUUC